GGCGGUGGUCGGGAGGUUCCCGUGGGGCGCUAGGCUCUCCCGCGAGCGCGGGCGUCGGAAGCGGCGGAGGUGGCAGCGUCUGCCCUGGGAUGGCCUUCCUUGCACGCCCGCGUUUGUAUCUAAAUCGCAGGGGACCGUCUCUUCCUCAGCUUGCCGGCGCGAGGAGCCGGAGCCUCGAGUUAGGGCCACACGGGGGAAUUUGGGGCGGGUUGACUUUUCCCGCAACAUAUUUUGUCAGAGACCUUGGAAAAAGCCCUACUGCUGGCGCCUUUUAGUUUCCUCAGAUGAUAACGUUCCCAACUCCGCUCGAAGCAUCCAGGCUUAAUCCUCUCCAGCAGAAUGGUGCUGACUAACUCAGAUGUCUGAGAUCCGCAGCUGUGUCAAUAAUAGGACUUUCUGGCAAACUUGUGAACGUAGGCUCGAAAUUGUUUUUCUGGACGCUUGAAUAUCAGUAUAUUCAGCUGAAAACAUGUGAUUUUGUUGCCAGUUUAUCAGUUCCUACCUGGCCUCCCGAGGUCAGUCCUUCAGGACUGACGCUGCAACUCCAACUCCCAUGUUUCUUUUUAAAUCACAAAGGAAAAUAUCUUUUAAAAAUCAGGAUACACUGAUUAAUUAUGUUAGUAACUAAUUGGCGUUUCUGUUUCAUCAAAAAGUUUGGAAGCUUUAAAUAGUUUUAGCCUCUAAUUUUACAAUAAAGUGAAGCUCAAAGCUGGGAAUUUGACCAGAUGAGGGCUACAAGCCCAUCCAUUCCUCUUCCCUCUUCAUCUUUCCCAACCUGUCACCCUGGCUCAUUUAUGUCUCUGUAUAGUUGUAGGCUUUCAUCAUUAUACAGAGAAAAUAACAAGGUUCUUUUUCCUUGAUAUCUCAUUUCUGCUCUGCCAACAAGAACACCAUGCACCCCCAGCUCUAAAGAAGGAAGACUUUCGAGCCCCCUUGUCAGCGGAGCUAUAAGGUGAACUGCAGGAAGAUCCCAGCCCUAUACACAUGGGGCAGAGCCAGCAGAGGCCAGAGCUGUUGCUCUGUGCAGACCACGAGAGGAUGUCUCCCAGCCUUCAGGAAGGCGCUCAGCUUGGGGAAAGCAAACCCUCAACUUGCUCCUUUUCAAUUGAGAGAAUCUUAGGACUGGACCAGAAGAAAGACUGUGUUCCAUUAAUGAAACCCCACAGGCCCUGGGCAGACACCUGCAGCUCCUCAGGGAAAGAUGGUAACUUAUGUCUACAUGUCCCAAAUCCUCCCAGUGGGAUUUCAUUCCCUAGUAUGGUGGAUCACCCAAUGCCAGAAGAAAGAGCUUCGAAAUAUGAAAAUUACUUUUCAGCCUCAGAAAGACUGUCUUUGAAAAGAGAGUUGAGUUGGUAUAGAGGCCGAAGACCAAGAACUGCUUUUACUCAAAACCAGAUUGAAGUGUUAGAAAAUGUCUUUAGAGUAAACUGCUAUCCUGGUAUUGAUAUUAGAGAAGACUUAGCUCGAAAAUUGAAUCUAGAGGAAGACAGAAUCCAGAUUUGGUUUCAAAAUCGGCGUGCAAAACUGAAAAGGUCCCAUAGAGAAUCACAGUUUCUAAUGGCGAAAAAAAAUUUCAACACAAAUCUCCUGGAAUAGAUAGAAAACUAAACAAGUGAAAUUAUCUUCUAAUUGCAGAGCGUGAAGAAUCAGUGGAAAUAUUAAGUGUUAAAAUGUGAUGUUUUCUUUCCUGCAUUUAAUCUGAAUAUUGUCAUUUUUUCUGAAAAUAUAUUGUAAAUAAUUACUAUUAUAGCAUGGUACAUAUUAUAUUUGGGCACUUUUAGUUAUAGUAAAGACCUUUUCUAUAUAUUUUAAUAAACAUUUUCAGAAAAGGUUGCUAUUUUUAAGUGAGCCAAAUUAAUCUAAUAAAUUAGUUUGUUAAAAUCAA
This is a messenger RNA of Symphalangus syndactylus (siamang), 1885 nucleotides long. RefSeq names its product HESX homeobox 1 (gene HESX1). Gene Ontology annotation, cellular component: nucleus. The record is from RefSeq and is a predicted model, not a curated record. Gene Ontology annotation, biological process: pituitary gland development; regulation of transcription by RNA polymerase II; forebrain development. Lineage: Eukaryota; Metazoa; Chordata; Mammalia; Primates; Hylobatidae. Gene Ontology annotation, molecular function: DNA-binding transcription repressor activity, RNA polymerase II-specific; RNA polymerase II cis-regulatory region sequence-specific DNA binding.